UUCUUGGCUUCGAUUUUUUUUCUUUAAAUGUUGCAAUUAGGGGCUUGGUUUGUAUGCGGGAUUUUUAAAAAUUCCCUAUCUUGUGCCACACUCGUAACUUUUUAAGGAUUUGAAAGCAAGCUUGUUUUUCUUUUUACACUUUUUUUUUUUUACAAUUCUUCCCUCCAAGAAGAGGGUUUUUAGAAAAAAAAUAAAAGACAAGUAAAGGAAAGACACAAGCAACUAACUUUUUUUCUCCACCUCCCCACCCCCUAAAAGGAAAUAAUAAAAGCUUUGGAUGAAGAUUGUACCAAGGAAAGAAAACUGCAGACACCUUAUCAAGGCCGUUUAUCCGAGCCACAAAUAUGAUGAUGAAAGAAGAUUGUAACUAAAGAAGAGAUUGAUUUACUGCUUUGGAAAGCAGAAGAGUGUGGAAUAAACAACGGAGAUCCGGUCAAAUAUCAAAACAUUGAUAUCUUCCCCCCUUUCCCCCCUCAAGAACAGGAACUGAAAUCCAUUACAAGACCCAGCGAUUUUACUUGCAUUUUCUCUCCCCCGCUCCCCCGGCACAAAACCACCUUCUGAUCGCGAAGCGCUUAUAAUUUUUUCCUUUUUUUCCCCUCCUCCUCCUCCGGCGUACCGUUUCUUCGGCUCCUGCCGCCGCUUGCUGCUGCUGCUGCUGGUCUCUAAAAGUGCAUUGAUUGGGCUGCGGAAGGAGGUAUGGAUGAGCAGUCCAGGAUGUUGCAGACUCUGGCCGGCGUGAACCUGGCUGGCCACUCGGUGCAGGGGGGCAUGGCUCUGCCUCCUCCCCACGGACACGAAGGGGCAGACGGCGACGGCCGAAAGCAAGACAUAGGAGACAUCCUGCACCAGAUCAUGACCAUCACGGACCAGAGCUUGGAUGAGGCGCAAGCAAAAAAGCAUGCAUUGAACUGCCACAGAAUGAAGCCUGCUUUGUUUAGUGUCCUCUGUGAAAUCAAAGAGAAAACAGGUCUCAGCAUUCGAGGAGCUCAAGAGGAAGAUCCUCCUGAUCCCCAGCUAAUGCGGUUGGACAAUAUGCUUCUGGCAGAAGGGGUUUCAGGUCCUGAGAAAGGUGGAGGAUCGGCAGCAGCAGCAGCAGCAGCGGCAGCUUCUGGUGGGACUUCAGAUAACUCUAUCGAACACUCAGAUUACAGAGCCAAACUCACCCAGAUCAGACAGAUCUAUCACACGGAGUUGGAGAAAUAUGAACAGGCAUGUAAUGAAUUUACCACGCACGUGAUGAACCUUCUCCGAGAGCAAAGCCGAACGCGUCCAAUUUCUCCAAAGGAGAUUGAGAGGAUGGUGGGCAUCAUCCAUCGGAAGUUCAGCUCCAUUCAGAUGCAGCUCAAACAAAGCACUUGUGAAGCAGUCAUGAUCUUGAGAUCACGGUUCCUUGACGCCAGGCGGAAAAGGCGUAACUUCAGUAAACAAGCCACAGAAAUCUUGAACGAGUAUUUUUACUCUCACCUCAGCAAUCCCUACCCCAGCGAAGAAGCCAAAGAAGAGCUGGCAAAGAAAUGCAGCAUCACAGUAUCGCAGGUAUCUAACUGGUUUGGCAACAAGAGAAUCAGGUACAAGAAGAACAUAGGGAAAUUUCAGGAAGAAGCCAACCUCUACGCAGCAAAAACAGCAGUGACUGCAGCACACGCCGUGGCAGCAGCCGUCCAAAACAACCAGACAAACUCUCCCACCACACCAAACUCUGGUUCUUCUGGUUCUUUUAAUCUCCCUAAUUCUGGGGACAUGUUCAUGAACAUGCAGAGUCUGAAUGGGGAUUCUUACCAGGGGUCCCAAGUCGGAGCCAAUGUGCAAUCACAGGUGGAUACCCUGCGUCAUGUUAUCAAUCAGACGGGAGGAUACAGUGAUGGCUUGGGAGGAAAUUCGCUGUACAGUCCACAUAAUUUAAAUGCUAAUGGAGGCUGGCAGGAUGCGACUACUCCAUCUUCUGUGACCUCCCCAACAGAAGGCCCGGGAAGUGUGCACUCCGAUACCUCUAACUAAUGUCCUCGCAACACUUUUUGUCCAUCCCAUCCCCACCCCACCCCAAGCUGAGAUGCCUUCCUUCAGUGCAUUGAGAAUCGCAGGAGGAAGGAGAAAAAACAGAUUCCAGAAAGAUUGUGUGUGUGUGUGUGCGCGCGCACGCGUGGUUUUUCUGUUAGCCAACCACCUCUGGCUUUACUGCAAAACCCUGUCUUACGAGAGAACUCGAUAAAUCUGUUUUUUUCUUUUUCUUUUUUUAAAGGUAUCUUAAUCAUUUGCAUAUAUUCUUAAAUACCACAGUUAUGUGCACACUCACACAAUGUUAAGGAGGAAAAAGAAAGAAAAACAAGCACUUUAUCCAACUCGGCCAAGAUUUAGCAUCGUUUGUAACCCUGUAUCUAUUUUAAAAAUAAUUUAUUACCAGCAGGUUUUGCAAGGAUGGUCUACUAGUUGCUGCUUGGCCUCAGAGGAGAAAUUUUAAAAAAUCAUUCUUAAGAAUAACCUCAAGUGACAGAAACCAGGCUUGUGGGGUGCUUCACCCAAACUGGACUUCCAUCAAGAGCCGAAGUGAAUUUUAGACGCUGAUUGUCUUUUAUUUAGGUUUUUCCUCCCUCCCUCAUAUCUCUUUUAGAGCGGGGAUAAUUUUUUCUUCAGUUAGGAUUAUUUUGGCUAGCAGUUGCGUGUUUUGUUUUUAAAGCAUCCUUCUUGGUCUCAAAUUUUGUUGAGAUUCAUUAGGUUAUCAAAGUAGCUUAGAAACCGGGGGGGUGGGGGGCAUAGCUCUUAUUUUAAUCUUCAUUUAAUGUACCAUGGUGCAGAGCCCAUCCCCCUCUGCAAGUCAUCGGCGCGCACAGACGAUUCAUAUGAGAUGGAGGUACUUGCUGCUCAUUUUGCAAAAGCCAAGCCGCUGGGUUUUACAGUACAAGCCAGGUGCCGAGAGCUUUCACCAGGGUUUGCCAUCGCUUCUUGGUGCCCACAAGAAGCAAAAAGGCACCGUUCUCUGAAGUGUUGUAUAUAGUGUAGCAAAAGAGUAUUUAUACAUCUCACCAAUCAAAACACAGCUUUAUUACCUCAUGCGAACUCAUAUGAACCAAUAGAAACAUGUUCUGUAGCUUAGAGUGCUCACUUACUACCUCUAAACAAUAUUCACUCUGUUCUUUGUCUUUUUUCCCCCCCUUCCCUAAAUCAAUUUUUUUUUUCUUUUUUGGGCAUCUUGUAAUUAACUCUUUGGUUCCCUUCAUGAAAUGUAAUGUACAUUGUAAUCUUUUAAAUAAAAGUUUUUAAAAAUC
Eublepharis macularius is the source of this 3266-nucleotide messenger RNA. It is a transcript of the gene PBX3, whose product is annotated as PBX homeobox 3. The transcript has 9 exons. Gene Ontology annotation, molecular function: RNA polymerase II cis-regulatory region sequence-specific DNA binding; DNA-binding transcription factor activity, RNA polymerase II-specific. The coding region runs from base 700 to 2001 and encodes 433 amino acids. The record is from RefSeq and is a predicted model, not a curated record. Lineage: Eukaryota; Metazoa; Chordata; Lepidosauria; Squamata; Eublepharidae. Gene Ontology annotation, cellular component: nucleus. Gene Ontology annotation, biological process: neuron development; regulation of transcription by RNA polymerase II; eye development.